UUGAAUUUGCUUAAGCAACUACUUGGAAGCUCACUCUUGCCAUGAGAAGUGUCCACGUUUCAAUUGAAGCUCUUUAGUUCAUCCAUUUAGUUUUUUUUUUCUCUAUAUAUACUCUUUAACUCCUUCACUUACUUCCCCAAUAAUCAAAAUCUACACAAAUUGAGAAUUACAAAAGGGACAAAUUAAAUUUGUUAUUACAUACAUUUAUUACAUUUAUUAUUGUUAUUAUUGUUUGCGUGCAUGGGAGAGCCCAGCUCAAUGAGGAGUCAUGGCGCAGCCACGUCCAGCUACCGCGGUGUUCGGAAGAGGAAAUGGGGGAAAUGGGUGUCGGAGAUUCGUGAACCAGGAAAGAAGACGAGAAUAUGGUUGGGGAGCUUUGAGACCCCGGAGAUGGCGGCGACGGCCUAUGACGUAGCCGCCUACCAUUUUCGUGGUCGUGAUGCUCGUCUCAACUUCCCACAUCUUGUCAACUCUCUCCCUUUCCCUCUUAGCUCCACUCCUGAUGACAUUCGUCUGGCUGCCCAUGAGGCAGCUUUACGGGUACGAACAACGCCUGCUGUUGCAUCGUCUGAGCUGGGUGACGAAACUUCCACCUUGGGGCUUGCGCCAGUGACUGUCCGAUUGUCGCCGAGCCAAAUUCAGGCGAUUAAUGAGUCGACCUUGGAUUCGCCUAACAUGUGGAUGCAAAUGUCGUCGGAGAGUAUGCUAAUGGAUCAAGAGUUUUCAAAUGGUAAUGUGUUUGUUGAUGACAUGCAGGAUGAUGAGAUGUGGGAGAAUAUGCAUAAUGAUUCACUUUGGGAUCCUUAGAGUCAUUGGACGGUAACAUUAUUUUUUUAAAAUUAAAAAAUAGAAAAAAUGACACAUCAUUUUUACAAAAAAAAAGAAAAAAAAGAAAAAAAGAGAAAGAAUUUGGGUUGUGUGUUUAAUUAACUAAGUAUACUUUGACCAUAAUUAAUUAAUUAGGAUUAAGCAAGGUGGAUUUACUCAAAGAUAGAUGGAUUAGUUAAGAAAAUUAAUUAUUAGGAAAUAAUUGAUUUGGUGUCCAAUAAAGGAAAAGGGUACUUUUCUUUUUACUCUUUCCUUUUUUUUUUAAUACAAAAUUUACAAUAUUAUAACCAUCAAUUUGAUUAUAAGAAAAAGAAUAUAUAUACUCUUUUUUUUUUUAAUUUCUCUCACAUACAAUUAACAAACUAUAGUAAAGUUGAUAGUUUUGCCCUUUGAAAUACAAAACAAAACAAAACAAAACCAAAAUGAAAGGGGAGAGAUUGAUAAUGUUUUUGGGUGAGAGCCAAUUUGUGUCAAUUCAUGGAAAAGGAAAAGGAAGAGGAAAAAGAAAAAGAAAAAGAAGGGUUUUGGUGAACCCAAAUUUGGAUCAUGGAAUUUGGGUCUUCUUUAAUUUCUUUAUGAAUUUAGAGAUUUAAAUUAAAUUGUGGCAUUUAAUUGGGGUCCAUAUGAACCACACUUGUAGUUAGAAUAUUGGUUACCCUAAUAGGCUAUGUUUGUGGGAGAAAUUAAUAGAGUGUGGAGUGUGUGCUUUUUGUCCAAUCACAUUUGUAUAAUAUAAUAUAUGUUAAAUGAAGUUUCAUUAUUACCAUUUACAAUA
Messenger RNA from Cucumis melo (muskmelon), 1603 nucleotides. Its product is annotated as ethylene-responsive transcription factor ERF021. The transcript has a single exon. NCBI's taxonomy places the organism in Eukaryota, Viridiplantae, Streptophyta, Magnoliopsida, Cucurbitales, Cucurbitaceae. The coding region runs from base 241 to 807 and encodes 188 amino acids. The record is from RefSeq and is a predicted model, not a curated record. Gene Ontology annotation, biological process: regulation of DNA-templated transcription. Gene Ontology annotation, molecular function: DNA-binding transcription factor activity; DNA binding.